AUGGCAGACGAAACUCUUGCAAGUAGUACUCCGAGCGAGCAAAUGCCCGAGAAGGACCAGCUUUCCGAGGCCUCUCCGUCUGGCGAGCCGCAUAUCGUGGAUCGUGGCGUCAGGGCCUGGUCGACGAUGCUUGGCGGGUUCUUAGUCUUCACAGCGACUUUUGGAUAUGCCAACGCCUUCGGUGUAUUCCAGGACUACUAUACGCGAACUGGUACUUCGUCAGCGUCCAACAUAUCAUGGAUCGGAGGUGUACAACUCUUCCUCUUAAUAUCUGCCGGACUUGUGUCUGGAAAGUUGCUCGACAUGGGCUACUUCCGCAUCACGACAUUAUUCGGUUCGCUGUUGUACACCUUCUCGCUAUUCAUGGUUUCGAUCGCAAAUCCCGAGAAGUACUACCAGCUACUGCUUGCUCAAGGCGUAGGAAUGGGUCUAGGAGCUGGGAUCAUCUACGUACCUGCUGUGGCCGUGCAGGCGCACCAUUUUCGCGUGUAUCGGCCCGUGGCAGUUGGAAUUGUCAAUGCAGGGUCUUCCAUAGGAGGCAUUAUCUUCCCAAUCAUGCUGAAUCGCCUCAUCAACGGGAGACUCGGCUUUGGUUGGGGUGUGCGCGCGACAGGCUUCGUGACACUAGGUAUACUCAUCGCCGCCAACCUUCUCAUGUCAUCGCAUCCGGCUGUUACGUCGAGGAAACGUGCUCCGCCCAACAUCCGUACACUAUUCACAGACGCUCCUUACAUGCUCGUAAUUGUUGGUGCCCUCUUCAUCCUCUGGGGACUCUUCUACCCCUACUUCUAUCUUCAGUUGUACGCCGUCAAGCAUGGUGUGGACUCUAACAUCGCAUUCUACACAAUCGCAAUACUCAACGCUGGCUCUAUCCCGGGACGUAUCCUGCCAAACUUGUAUGCACGAAGGAUAGGAGUCUUCAACGGCGUCAUCGCGUGUUGCUUCGUCUGCAGCGUAUUGCUCUUCGCCUUGUUCGGUGUAACCACUGCGGCCGGCACCAUCGUUUUCUCGAUAAUCUACGGUUUCUUCUCUGGCGCCUUCCUGUCCAUGGUCACGCUCGGUAUCGGAUCUCUGGCCAAGGAUGAGAGUGAGAUCGGUCUGCGCGUGGGAUUGGGCUUUGCCAUUGCAGCUAUCGGUGCUCUGACCGGUAACCCAAUUGUGGGCGCUCUACUGGGUGAUAAUUUCGACUGGGCCAAGACCAUCAUUUUCACCGCCGUCUCUGUCAUGGGUGGAACCGCCAUCGUCUUUGCCGGGAGGGUCCUACUGGUCAAGAGGAAGGGCACUCAGCUCGUAUGA
Peniophora sp. CBMAI 1063 is the source of this 1296-nucleotide messenger RNA. NCBI's taxonomy places the organism in Eukaryota, Fungi, Basidiomycota, Agaricomycetes, Russulales, Peniophoraceae. The record is from the annotation of a GenBank genome assembly.